Messenger RNA from Rhopalosiphum maidis (corn leaf aphid), 1545 nucleotides. RefSeq names its product beta-1,3-galactosyltransferase 6-like. The coding region runs from base 553 to 1449 and encodes 298 amino acids. NCBI's taxonomy places the organism in Eukaryota, Metazoa, Arthropoda, Insecta, Hemiptera, Aphididae. The transcript has 3 exons. Gene Ontology annotation, molecular function: UDP-galactosyltransferase activity. The record is from RefSeq and is a predicted model, not a curated record. Gene Ontology annotation, cellular component: membrane. Gene Ontology annotation, biological process: glycosaminoglycan biosynthetic process.
GUUUAUCUAUACAAUUUGCUACCAUAUUAUUUUGAAAGUGUAAUAAUAAUCAUACUUUAAUUAUUAUUAUGAUGUCCAGUUUUAAGUAUAGGCUUCUGCGUAAAUAAGGGAGUCAAGAAGACUUAGCCCCAAUAUAUAAGUUUUUAGCCCAUAUAUACACUUAAACACUUACAAUUAUCAGUUAUCGGCGUGAUUAUAAAUAAGUGGGUAUAAGCAUUGAUUAAAUAUAUUUAAUCAAUGGUAUAAGUCAUCGGUGUGAUAUGACCAUAUUACUAUAGCUAGUCUAUAACUAUACUCUAUAAUGCAAAACACGAUUAUGGAAAUGAAUGGUCCUAUUAUUACCGACAGUCACUGGUGUAGAUGGUAUACAUUUGGUAUUUGUCUUGUAAAUUGUAAUAUUUAAAUUUUUUAAGAUUCUAAGUGAAGCAAGAAAUGUAUUGAUUUUACAAUGUUUUUUUUCCGUCUGGAGACACCUCUUAGGGCAGUAAAAAUGAUUCGAUUUUCAACUUUUGCAACUUUCCUGUUACUCUAAGAAGCAUUAUUUAUAAACAAAUGUUACUGCAUAAAAAACGUCUAACGUACUGUUUUUUGGCAAGUUUUUCAUUAAUUCUAGGAUACAUAUUGACGCUGUUCGUUUCGUAUCCAAUAACAUUAAAAUUAAACACUUCACCAAAUGUAUCUAGAGUUAAGUUACUCGUACUUGUCUUAUCAACUGUAAAAAAUACAAAUCGUAGAGAUGCUAUACGUGAAACAUGGGCUAAAACAAAAGGAGACUUUAAAAUACUUUUUGUUGUAUCAAAAGACAAAUUUUUAAAUGCUGAAAAGCUGGUACAUGAAGACUUAUUGGAGGUAGAUGAAAUAGAUGAGUAUAGACUACUCACUCGUAAAAUAAUAGCAUCAUUUUCCGUUGUAUAUGAUAUAAACUUUGAUUAUCUGUUAAAAUGUGAUGACGACUCUUUUGUUAAUAUGCCAUUAAUGAUCAAUGAGCUAGAAUAUAUGCCCAAAAAAAGAUUCUACUGGGGAUUUUUUACUGGUAAUUCAAUCAUUAAAAAAUCAGGUGAAUUGAAAGAAACUAAUUGGAUAGUAUGUGAUAAAUAUUUACCAUAUGCCUUUGGAGGUGGCUAUAUUUUAUCCAAAGAUCUUAUCACCCACAUAGUGAAGAAUCGAGAUUACCUGAGUUUGUUUGUUAGUGAAGAUGUUUCGGUUGGCGCUUGGUUAAGUCCAUUAAAUAUUACUAGAAAACAUGACCAGCGAUUUGACACAGAAUGGAUUAGUCGCGGAUGUCAAAAUGAUUAUUUAGUAACACAUAAACGUAAUCCUGAAAUGAUGAGACUGCAUUGGUCAAACAUUAUUCAGACUGGAAAAUUAUGUGAUGAAGAGUUCAAAAGUAUGGCUUCCUACGAGUAUAACUGGUCAGUGAUGCCAUCUAAAUGUUGCGUCAGAAAUUAGUCUUUAAUUCCAUAAAUACAUUUUUCAACAUAAAAGACUGGUUUGAUUAUUAAUUUAAUACGCAUUUGAAAAUUGGCGUUUGUUUUCAGUUUUGAA